GUGAUGAUCAUCUUUGCAGAUCUUUCACUAUUCACGCAUCUUCAGAUCUACGCGAAACUUCGAACACAAUGAGUAACAAGGUUGUCGGGGUUCUGGGUGCGCGUGAGCUUAUAGCGUUGAAUUUUUCGAUAAAAGUGCUCAUCAUGUCUGCCAGGCUAUGUUUCUAGUCUCUCAUUGUUACCUCUGACUUGCUCCUUCCAGGCGGAGGUCAGCUUGGGCGAAUGCUGGCCGCCUCAGCAGCUCUGCUCAACAUCGAUGUAGUCAUCCUCGACAUUGGGGAAAAUAGCCCUGCGAAACAGAUCAUCUCUCCGCGAUCUUCCUCCCUCAGUCACAUCGAUGGAUCUUUCACAGACCCAGAAAAAAUCAAGACGCUGGCCAACAAGGUCGACGUUCUAACUGUCGAGAUCGAGCAUGUUAAUACGAGCGUACUUGAAGAGAUCCAAUCGGCGUCCGGAGCUGUCAUUCAUCCCAGUCCAUCUACGGUGAAGACUAUCCAAGACAAAUUUAUUCAGAAACAGCACCUCCAGAGUCACCAAUGUCCCGUGUCAGAGUUCCUUCAUGUUGACUCUGAUGUAACUUCAAUACGGCAGACCGCGGAAAAGCUUGGUCUGCCCUUUAUGCUCAAAAGUCGCACUUUGGCGUAUGACGGACGGGGUAAUUUUAUUGUCCGGGACCUUGCUCAAGCUGACGAGGCCAUAUCUGCCCUCGGGAAUCGCCCCUUAUACGCGGAAAAGUGGGUGCCGUUCGUGAAGGAAAUAGCUGUCAUGGUAGUGCGCUCGACGACAGGGGAAGUUCGUUCAUAUCCCGCAGUGGAGACUGUUCAUAAAGAUAACAUCUGUCACUUGGUUUUUGCUCCCCUGCGGAGUCGCGACCCACAUGUCGCGACCCGCGCACAAAGCGUAGCGGAAGCCGCAGUCAAGACCUUCCAAGGCGCUGGUGUAUUUGGAGUCGAAAUGUUCCUCAUGGAAGACGGCUCCAUCUAUAUUAACGAAAUUGCCCCUCGGCCCCAUAAUUCUGGACAUUAUACCAUAGAGGCUUGCGAAACCUCACAGUACGAGAAUCAUCUGCGCGCUAUUCUCUCGCUCCCACUUGGUUCCACAUCACUAAAGGUGCCAUCAGCUGCAAUGCUGAACAUCAUCGGCGCUUCAUCCGAUAUGGCAGAAGUCACGAAUCUCGCAUCUGAGUGCAAUAAAACAGACGGAUGUGCUGUCCAUCUUUAUGGCAAAUCCGAGUGUCGCAAAGGACGCAAAAUGGGACACGUCACCAUUGUGGGCAAUUCAGAUGCAGAGGUUCGCUCUCGCCUCUGGCCAUUGUUAAAGGCACUGCCAUCUGGGAGUACCGAAGAAGAACUCGCUCUAUACGCCCCAGAAACACCCGCACCAGGCAACGGCUUUUCCCACAAACACCCGCUCGUUGGUGUGAUCAUGGGCUCCGACUCCGACCUUCCCGUAAUGUUACCAGCUGCUCGCAUUCUGGAUCGGUUCGGGAUUCCAUACGAACUCACCAUCGUCUCUGCACAUCGCACACCAGAUCGUCUCGUCGAAUACGCAAGGUCAGCGAGUUCAAGGGGUUUGAGGACCAUCAUUGCUGGCGCAGGCGGUGCAGCACAUCUUCCAGGCAUGGUUGCUGCCAUGACCGCGCUGCCUGUCAUUGGAGUUCCUGUGAAAGGUAGCUCGCUCGAUGGAGUUGAUUCACUGUAUAGUAUCGUGCAAAUGCCGCGAGGUAUACCUGUAGCGACGGUUGCGAUCAAUGGUGGUAUGAAUGCUGGAUUGCUAGCUGUGCGAAUUCUCGGGGCUGGUAUGCCUCAUCUGUUUGCGGAAAUGGAUGCGUAUCUGAGAGGAUUAGAGGGUGAGGUUAUCGCAAAGGUUGAAAAGCUGGAAGAAGUUGGGUGGGAACAGUAUGAAGUCAAGAGAUAAUGCAGAUCGACACUCGGCGGAGAUAUUAUUGAUUCUGCAAUACGUAUGUAUACGUGCGCUGCUCUAUGUUUGCUACAAAAUGCAUCCUAAGCACUACAUAGCAUAAUUAUCAGGUUUAACCACAUAACUCAUU
Molecule: messenger RNA, 2049 nt
Organism: Suillus paluster
Lineage: Eukaryota; Fungi; Basidiomycota; Agaricomycetes; Boletales; Suillaceae
Product: Phosphoribosylaminoimidazole carboxylase
Exons: 3
Coding region: 222-1916 (564 amino acids)
Biological process (GO): 'de novo' IMP biosynthetic process
Molecular function (GO): ATP binding; metal ion binding; phosphoribosylaminoimidazole carboxylase activity
Source: RefSeq, a predicted model, not a curated record